Vicia faba (fava bean) is the source of this 1365-nucleotide messenger RNA. The record is from the annotation of a GenBank genome assembly. NCBI's taxonomy places the organism in Eukaryota, Viridiplantae, Streptophyta, Magnoliopsida, Fabales, Fabaceae.
AUGGCGGAGCCUCUACUCAGAGGCGAAAGCAGUGGAUUGAGAAACCGUUCGCGAGGGAUAGUCCGCCGCACCGAUGCUAUCACCUACGGUUCCAAUUACGAGAAAGCGGCCGCGCUUAUCGAUCUGGCUGAAGAUGGUGUUGGUAUACCCGAGCAACUUCUGGAUUCAUCAAACUUUCAAAGUUAUUCAAGAUUUUAUUUUAUAUUCACUAAAUUUGAUCUCAUCUGGUCUCUUAGUUAUUUUGCUCUGAUAGUCCUGAAUUUCCUGGAGAAACCUCUAUGGUGUGAAAAGAAUACCAUGCAUUCUUGCAAUGAUAGAGAGUAUUUCUUUUUGGGACAGUUGCCAUAUCUAACUGCCGCACAAUGUAUUAUUUAUGAGGGAAUAGUUCUUGUUUUGCUAAUCAUUCAUACUUUCUGGCCUUUAUCAUAUGAAGGGCCCCAUAUAUAUUGGAAAAGUCCUAUUAAUCUAUUGAAGGCCUUAUGUCUGUUAGUUAUCCUUGCUGAUAUGCUGGUUUAUGCUCUGUAUAUGUCUCCGGUGGCUUUUGAUUUUCUUCCUUUCAGAAUUGCACCUUAUAUAAGGGUUGUUCUUUUUGUUCUGAAUAUUAGGGAGCUACGAGAAACUACUAUCAUCUUGGCUGGAAUGCUUGACACAUACUUAAAUAUCUUGGCUUUGGGGCUUCUGUUUCUUGUUUUUACAAGUUGGGUGGCUUAUGUGAUUUUUGAAGAUACAAUACAGGGGAAAACAGUAUUCACUUCCUAUACUACAACGUUAUAUCAGAUGUUUCUGUUGUUUACCACCGCCAAUAAUCCAGAUGUUUGGGUUCCUGCAUACAAGGCUUCACGUUUGUCUUGCAUUUUCUUCAUUCUGUUUGUGCUGGUGGGAGUCUACUUUGUUACGAACUUGAUCCUUGCCGUUGUUUACGAGAGUUUUAAGAGUGAGCUUGUAAAACAAGUUUUUGAGAUGGAUCGAAUGAGAAGAGCUAUGUUGGAGAGAGCUUUUAAUCUCCUAGAUACAUAUAAUGUUGGAUAUCUCAACAAAGAUCAAAUCAUUAGGCUCUUUGAGGAGGUGAACAAUUAUAGGACUUUGCCAAAAAUCUCCAAGGAAGAAUUUGAGCUGAUAUUUGAGGAGCUGGAUGACACCCAUGAUGUAAAGAUUAACAAGGAUGAAUUUGCUGAUAUUUGCAAUGCGAUUGCUUUAAAAUUCCAGAAGGAAGAUGUGCUUUCUUACUUCGACUAUUUAGUAUUCUACCAUUCACCAACGUCAAAGAGAUUGAAAGCUUUCGUAAGGAGCACCAUUUUUGGAUACAUAGUGACGUUUGUACUCAUAGUGAAUCUGUUUGCCGUAAUUAUUGAGACAACGGUAUGA